CCAAACAAAGCGAUACAGGGAGGGAACCUCGAUCUUCUUCUUGCCUAUUCGCUCAGUCUUCUUCCCUCCCUCCCAUUCUCAUUUCUCUCUCUGUCACUAUCUUUCAUCUUAUUUCCCAUCUUUAUCUGUCUUGUACCCUAGUGAAAAGGGUUUUAUUUUUCUUGAUGGCUCGUAAUCUCUGCAACUUUCUUCAUGGAUUGAAACCAAUGAUGAUGAUGGUGGUGGUUCAGAUCGUCUUUGCAGGUGUAAAUGUAUUCUAUAAGCUAGCAACCAUGGAUGGAAUGAAUCUACAUAUCUUGAUUGCCUACCGAUACAUCUUCGCCUCCAUUUUCUUGGCUCCCCUUGCUUUCUUCGUUGAAAGAAAUAGCAGACCAAAAUUGACGUGGAUGGUCAUCUUCCAAGCUUUUCUUUGCGGCUUAUUUGGGGGAACAUUGUCUCAAAACUUGUACUUGUCAAGUUUAUCGUUAACAUCAGUGACAUUCGCAGCGGCCAUGACAAAUCUUAUUCCAGCUAUAACCUAUAUCAUGGCUGUGACUUUCGGGCUAGAGAGGCUAGGGAUUCGGACAUUAGUGGGGAAAGCGAAGAUGGUAGGGACUACCAUAAGCAUAGGAGGGGCGAUGGUGCUAACAUUAUACAAAGGAGCGGAGAUCAACAUUUGGUCAACAAAAGUUGACCUUACACGUGGAUAUGGGAACGGAGAGUCCACAUCAGCUUCACACUCAGAGUCUGGUAAUCACGUAUUGGGAUCAUUAUUGGCUCUUGGUUGCUGUUUCUCUUAUGCAGUCUGGUUGAUCAUUCAGGCUAAGAUGAGUGAGAAGUACCCAUGCUCCUUAUCAAGCACAGCCCUAAUGUGUAUGACGGGUGCAACACAGAGUGCCAUUUAUGCUCUAUGCAUAGAGAGGAAGUGGGACGAGUGGAAGCUUGGAUGGAAUAUUAGACUUUGGACUGUGGCUUAUGCGGGAAUAAUGGCAUCAGGGUUGAUGUUUACGAUGGUAUCAUGGGGUAUAAGGGAAAGGGGUCCAUUAUUUGUAUCCGUUUUCAACCCUCUAAUGCUUGUGUUGGUAGCAAUCAUGGGCUCCUUACUCCUCAAUGAGAAAUUACAUGUUGGAAGCAUUGUAGGGGCAAUGCUAAUAGUUGUGGGGUUGUAUAUGGUGCUCUGGGGAAAAGGGAAGGAGAUGGAGAAGAUGUCUCAGCUUAUGCCCUCGAAGAGCUCGAGAGAAGGAGAUCAAAUCAAUAUAGUUGUCACUACUACCACCCGCAGCACCACCAGCAAUAGCAAUAUUAACAAUUAACUUUUCAAAUGAGAGUCCUUAUAAUUUGAUCAAAGUUGCCCAAGUUGAAUCACCAGCCAUAAAAAUAGAGGACGAAGAAGUGGUGGAAUCAUUACUAGCCAUAGAGCAUUGAUAGUUGUGAUUUAGUAUUUGAAAGAACCCGAACAUAGAAAGAAAAGGCCAAAAGGAUGAAAAGGAAAAGACAGAAAAAGCAGUUUUUGAAUAGUAUAUUAUAAAGUUUAUAGCCUGAAUUUAGUGGA
Messenger RNA from Macadamia integrifolia, 1531 nucleotides. RefSeq names its product WAT1-related protein At1g25270-like. Bases 165 to 1292 code for a protein of 375 amino acids. The transcript has 7 exons. Gene Ontology annotation, molecular function: transmembrane transporter activity. Lineage: Eukaryota; Viridiplantae; Streptophyta; Magnoliopsida; Proteales; Proteaceae. Gene Ontology annotation, cellular component: plasma membrane. The record is from RefSeq and is a predicted model, not a curated record.